This is a messenger RNA of Aaosphaeria arxii CBS 175.79, 1814 nucleotides long. Its product is annotated as fatty acid/sphingolipid desaturase. The transcript is spliced from 4 exons. Gene Ontology annotation, cellular component: membrane. Lineage: Eukaryota; Fungi; Ascomycota; Dothideomycetes; Pleosporales. The record is from RefSeq and is a predicted model, not a curated record. Gene Ontology annotation, molecular function: oxidoreductase activity, acting on paired donors, with oxidation of a pair of donors resulting in the reduction of molecular oxygen to two molecules of water. Bases 1 to 1674 code for a protein of 557 amino acids. Gene Ontology annotation, biological process: lipid metabolic process.
AUGUCGGAGAAGGAAAUCUCUGCUGCACGUAUCGAGGAAACGAUCGAGAAGCACCAUCCCAUAGUGAUACACGAAGGGCAUGCUCUCGAUCUGUCAGAUUGGAUUGAUCACCACCCUGGGGGCCGGCUUUCUAUAUUGCAUAUGGUCGGUCGUGAUGCUACAGAUGAAAUCAACAUUUACCACUCGAACAAGGCGCUCUUGAUGAUGAAACGGCAUCGUAUUGGUCGAGUCCGAGAACCCUGGGCCAACCUAGAACCACCGAUCCGCUCGCCUAGCUAUUAUGAGAAUGUCGCACUGCAUAAAGAGCGCGUAGACACAAGACGCCGUCGCAGUGUCGAUCCAUGUCUCGCAGCUUCCAUCAUAAGCAAAAAGUUGAAUGUAAAAGGGACGUGUUCUCGAAGGUCGGAUGCAAGUGCUGGUGCAAUCCCGGAGAAAAUGCUCUCAUCAGAUGCACGAACGUAUAACGAAUCGGUCGAGUCAACAAGGACGAUAUAUCGCCAGCGUUAUGCUACUGAGCAGGAGGAAAAGGAGAUUGCACAAGGGGUGCGUGAGAAUCCCUCUUUAGACACUGCUACGCAGCGCGCAAUCACGAUAGACUACCGCGCGCUUCAUCAACAGAUCAAGGACGAAGGGCUCUACAGAUGCAACUAUGCAGAGUAUGGAAUUGAGAUGAUAAGAUAUAUGGGACUGUUUGGUACAUUCCUUGCCUUCCUCAACGCUGAAUGGUACCUCACAUCCGCAAUGUUUUUGGGGAUGUUUUGGCAACAGAUUAUGUUCACAGCACACGAUGCAGGUCACCGAGGGAUUACUGGAAAUUUCAUCAUCGAUACACUUAUUGGUGCUUUCAUUGCAGACUUCUGCUGUGGCCUUAGCAUAGGGUGGUGGAAGUCUUCGCACAAUGUUCACCACCUGGUUACAAACAUGCCCGAACAUGAUCCGGACAUUCAAAAUCUUCCCCUGUUCUCUACUUCGCCUACAUACCUCAAGUCUAUUCUGUCCUCAUUCUACAACUUCCAAUUCGCCUGGGACUCUGCGGCCGACUUCCUGAUUCCCUACCAAAAAUACACGUAUUAUCCUGUGAUGGCUCUUGCUCGGUUCAACUUGUAUAUUCUCAGCUGGCUUCAUCUCUGUUCGCCUAGAGCAGCGCAGUUAGGUGCUGCAUGGUGGACGCGCCCAAUUGAGCUCUUAUUCAUGGCAUGUUACUGGGUACUCUUUGGGUACAAGCUUGUUUGGCUGACCCUCCCAUCAUGGCCCAUUCGCAUUGCGUUCGUACUAGUUUCGCAUCUCAUUACGAUGGUUUUGCACGUCCAGAUAACCCUAUCGCAUUGGGGCAUGCCGACAGUUGAUCUUGGCCCAACUGAGUCAUUUCCCCAACGCCAGCUACGAACAACCAUGGAUGUCGAUUGCCCUGCUUGGCUGGACUGGCUGCAUGGAGGUUUGCAGUUUCAAGCAGUCCAUCACUUAUUCCCAAGAGUACCGAGACAUAACCUAAGAAAAUGUCAAGAACUUGUAAAGGAAUUCUCUGAUAAGACAGGAAUACGGUAUCAAUGUUAUGGAUUUGUUGAGGGAAAUAAGGUGGUACUUUCUAGGCUUGAAGAGGUUGCCAACAUGGUAAAGAUGAUGAUUGAUUGUCAGAAAGACAUGGCCGAGACUGGAGAGGGAUUAGGACAUUAAAAACAUAACACCUCGAAAACCAUUCAGAAAAUAAUAAGAAUUUGGAAAAAACCAUAGAACGAAGGAAGACCUUCUUUGUCCAUGUAAGCUAGGUUCAAAUAUGCAGCGUCUAUAUGAACAGUAAUGGUUCCAAUGAAGGU